AUGAAACAGAACAAUAUAUUGAACCUACCACUAGGACAUAGCAUCAUAAAGAUGCCGCGGAACAGAAAUAUCUUCAUAAGAAGAAUACCUCGCGAGGAAAUUCCAUGGCAGACAGGACUAUCGUCAGAAAGGAAAUGCAGCAUACACAAGAAUCUUCAUAGUGACACAGCGAGAGAAACCAUCUCUAUAAAAAUGGCAAGCGAAAGGAUAUAUUAA
This is a messenger RNA of Plasmodium inui San Antonio 1, 216 nucleotides long. RefSeq lists its product as hypothetical. The transcript is spliced from 2 exons. Lineage: Eukaryota; Apicomplexa; Aconoidasida; Haemosporida; Plasmodiidae. Bases 1 to 216 code for a protein of 71 amino acids. The record is from RefSeq and is a predicted model, not a curated record.